Brachypodium distachyon (stiff brome) is the source of this 851-nucleotide messenger RNA. RefSeq names its product proline-rich receptor-like protein kinase PERK8. NCBI's taxonomy places the organism in Eukaryota, Viridiplantae, Streptophyta, Magnoliopsida, Poales, Poaceae. The transcript has 3 exons. The record is from RefSeq and is a predicted model, not a curated record. The coding region runs from base 31 to 603 and encodes 190 amino acids.
CAAAAAAAAAAAGAAACAGAAGCCGUUACGAUGUCAGACGAAAACGAAAGUUGGAUUCGUCGGAAGCAUCCUCCGCUCAAACCAGACCCAGUUCCCGGUUCUUCCCCCGCCCCGAAUAGUUCCCCCAUGUUCGCCCCUGGCUCCCUUCCGCCACGUCUCACAGCGCCGCCGCGUACCGAGUCUUGGUAUGACAUCGGUGGCUCCUUCGCCCGGCGGUGGGCCGCGCAAGUCGACGCGGAUCAGGCCGCAGCCCAACAGCCUGCCGCCUCCAACCCAAGCGUCUCCUCGUCCACCUGCGCCUUGCCCGCCUCCUCGUCCGCCGCCCCCGAGGGUUUGGCUGUCACCACCGCCGCCGCUCUGACCACGCCGCCGCAGAGACCGCCGCCGCCGACGAACAGCCCGCCGCCUCCGAUGACGGUUCUGAAAAACCCGUCAGCGACGACUACACGCGCGUCGCCUCCGGGCCAGAUGUCGUCCCCGACCCCGGCGUCUCCUUGUCCACCUCGCCCGGCUCCACCGCCGCCUGCCCGCCUCCUCGUGCGCCGCCUCCGAGGGUUCGGCUCUGACCACCACCGCCGCUCUGACCACGGAAGAAAACAAUGAUGAUGAUGUGGAGGUCAUACCAUUCCUGGAGUCGGUGGUUGAGAGCAACUAGUUUGUUUGUUAUGCUUCUUCGAUUCUUUUGCUGCUAUAUGCCUAUAUGAUCGUGUUGGACUUGAGCGUUGUUUUGUGUUUUGAACGUACGGCCUUUUGUGAUGUAAUGAUUAUUUGAGUGAUGGUCUGAUGGAGACAUGGACAGUUCUUUUGCUUUGUGGAUUGGCCGGAGAGCCUGGAGUGGUGGCUCCUGUUAA